Rosa chinensis is the source of this 1468-nucleotide messenger RNA. RefSeq names its product branched-chain-amino-acid aminotransferase 5, chloroplastic. The coding region runs from base 119 to 1303 and encodes 394 amino acids. The record is from RefSeq and is a predicted model, not a curated record. Gene Ontology annotation, biological process: branched-chain amino acid metabolic process. Gene Ontology annotation, cellular component: chloroplast. Gene Ontology annotation, molecular function: branched-chain-amino-acid:2-oxoglutarate transaminase activity. NCBI's taxonomy places the organism in Eukaryota, Viridiplantae, Streptophyta, Magnoliopsida, Rosales, Rosaceae. The transcript is spliced from 10 exons.
AAAACGGAAAAGGUGUGUAGUGGCGAAAUGAGGAGACGUUCCUUUAACCCAACAACGAUCUCCGAUCAACAAACCAUCCGCACUGGGUAGUGAUCACUCGUCGGAGACACAGACACAGAUGGGUUCCACUUCCGCCCUCGCACUGGAUUUUCCGUCCCCAAUCGCAACUACUCUCCGCACCGCCAAAACUACCCUUCACUCGUCUUACAAGCUCCGUCUCUGUUUGAUCAACACAAGGCACCAAGCCAUUCAGUCUCAUGCCUCUGGCUAUAGCCAAGCGUCUGAAUUGCCUGAUAUUAGUUGGGACAGUGUUGGCUUCGACAACCCUAUGACUACCGAUUAUAUGUUUACUGUGAAGUGUUCUGAAGAUGGGAACUUUUCCGAUGGUGGGUUACAGCGUUUUGGUAAAAUUGAGUUGAACCCAGCUGCCUGUGUUUUGAACUAUGGUCAGGGAGUAAUUGAAGAAUUGAAAGCGUACAAGAAGCUAGAUCAUUCUAUAGUACUAUUUCGUCCAGAGGAAAAUGGAUUGAGGAUGAGAAUGGGAGCAGAGCGCAUGUGUAUGCCUGCACCGACUGUUGAGCAGUUUGUGCAAGCUGUGAAACUUACUGUAUUGGCAAAUAGACGUUGGGUUCCGCCACCAAAUAAAGGCUUUCUACAUAUCAAACCACUACUUAUGGGGAAUGGACCUGUUCUUAGUCUUACACCGGCUCCAGAAUUCACCUUUCUCAUAUAUGCUUCUUCGAUGGGGAACACCUUUAAGGGGGGACUGGAACCAAUCAACUUAGUGGUUGAAAAUGAAAUCCAUCGUGCAGUUCGUGGUGGAGCUGGAACUGUUAAUGCCAUAGGGAAUUAUGCUAUGGUUUUGAAGACACAGGUGGAGGCAAAAGCAGAUGGUUUCUCUGAUGUUUUGUACCUUGAUUCUGUUCACAAAAGAUAUGUGGAACAGACUUCCACUGCUAACAUCUUUCUAGUGAAGGACAAAAUUAUCUCCACUCCAGCACUGGAAGAGACAAUUUUGCCUGGCGUUACACGCAAAAGUAUAAUUGAAAUUGCUUGCAGCCAAGGGUACCAGGUUGAGGAGCGCCCUGUGUCGAUUGAGGAAUUGCUAGAAGCUGAUGAAGUGUUCUGUACUGGAUAUGCUGUCUGUUUAUCACCUAUAGGCAGCAUAACUUACCUGGGAAAAAGGGUGUCUUACCAAGAAACUGGACUUGGUGGAGUUUCUGAGCAACUGUAUCAGGCUCUUUCAAAUAUACAGAUGGGUCUUGCAGAAGAAAAUAGGGGUUGGAUAGUGACCUUGAAGUAGUAGAAAACAUAGAUUAUCAUGGAUGGUAGACCGUAAACAAAACUUCCAUUGGUGAACAAUGAAUAAACGUUUCUGUAGUACAAAGUCUUGGUUCAAUUCAACCAAAUGGGACUAUACUUCAGUUUGAUAAUUCCGUAACGGAAAAAUGUUAGGUGACCUUACAUA